AACGAGUCAUUGGAGACUUGACCGAGUUGCCUAACACAGUCCCACGACACGCAUCACACAGACGAUCCGUUUGGACGAAAAGAAAAGAGAAUGGGAGCGGAAGGAGAAGAGCAGGAAAAGCAGGGAAAUCAGAAUCCAAAACCCAAUGCUAUCACGCAGGCCCAGUUCCUCUCUUGGAAACGUCAGAAGGAUUCUGAUGCAUCAGCUAGAAAAGCUGAAGCAGCUAGAAAACGUGAAGAGGAUAUCGCUGCAGGAACAGUCCAGAUGAAUGGCCGUGAGUUGUUUGCGCAUGAGCCUUGGGUGUUUGAUAACACCCGUUAUUGAGUUGCUCCUGCGAAGAAUUAUAUGAUUCAUAUCUAUAUCCAAGUUUGACUUUUAGUGAUUCUUUUCAUGAUGUUGACUUCCUAUCUUGCUUUGCUUUUCUUUUCAGUUAUGCUGCCUUUUUUUUGAGUAUAUAAGUUAUCGUGCUUUGCUGGGAACAAUAGUCUGCAUGUAUUCACAGGUUCUCAUGAAGAGCCACAUGCCAGAGAAGCACUGUAUUCAAUCAUCAAUAUUAAAGCCAAUGGCUGCAUUAUCACUCAUAGACGCUCGUGUGGAAAUGUUGCCCUGUAAAAGAUUUGUAAA
Molecule: messenger RNA, 624 nt
Organism: Juglans regia (Persian walnut)
Lineage: Eukaryota; Viridiplantae; Streptophyta; Magnoliopsida; Fagales; Juglandaceae
Product: zinc finger CCCH domain-containing protein 15 homolog
Exons: 2
Coding region: 91-324 (77 amino acids)
Source: RefSeq, a predicted model, not a curated record